Parasteatoda tepidariorum (common house spider) is the source of this 734-nucleotide messenger RNA. Its product is annotated as ADP-ribosylation factor-like protein 2-binding protein. Gene Ontology annotation, biological process: maintenance of protein location in nucleus; positive regulation of tyrosine phosphorylation of STAT protein. The record is from RefSeq and is a predicted model, not a curated record. Lineage: Eukaryota; Metazoa; Arthropoda; Arachnida; Araneae; Theridiidae. Gene Ontology annotation, cellular component: mitochondrial intermembrane space.
UUUCAAGGUUUUUCUCACUGCUACUUAGUUUCUUAUUUAUUUAAAAUGGUCCAGGAACGAAACAGAAAUAGGCAGCCAGAGCUGUAGCCAACUUGUUUCCAUAGUAACAAUGAUUAUUGUUUAAUCGGUGAUAAAAUUAAAAGUAGAUAAUGGCAGAAGAGGAGGAACUAGUUUGUAAUUGGAAUGAUGACAACAAUCACUUUGAUGUAAUUAUUGGACACAUUGAAGAUAUAAUAAUUGAUCCAGAAUUUGUCAACCUCCAAAAUGAUUUUAUGAAUAGACAUUAUGAAAUAUUUGAAGAAUGUGAAGAAAAUAAGCUUGAGUACAUGGAUAUUUUUAAUUCUUAUACAGAAUUAAUUGAAAAACAUAUUGAAACAUCUCUACUGAGAAGAAUGCCAGAGUUCUCUAUGAAAGAUUUCUUAAAAGAUAUUGCAAAAAGACAUUCAGAGUUGGAAGGUGAUGUUUUUGAUAUAUUAGUGAGCUUUACAGACUUUAUAUCUUUCAAAGAAAUGUUUCUAGACUAUAAAGCAGCUAAAACUGGCUGUACUCCUGAUUUAUCUAUUCAAAACAGUACAAAGGAAUGUUCUCUGAUAAAUUCAAAGUAAUUAAGUCUUGCCUACUCAGUUCUACUAUCCUACAUUUAUGUGCCUUUGUAUAUAAAAUUGUUUAAAAAUCAGUUUUCAAUUGUAAAUUAGAUUGUAAAAGUUGGAAAUAAAUAUAUUUAUUAAAAAAAA